Molecule: messenger RNA, 1599 nt
Organism: Venustampulla echinocandica
Lineage: Eukaryota; Fungi; Ascomycota; Leotiomycetes; Helotiales; Pleuroascaceae
Exons: 3
Coding region: 1-1599 (532 amino acids)
Biological process (GO): regulation of transcription by RNA polymerase II
Cellular component (GO): nucleus
Molecular function (GO): DNA-binding transcription factor activity, RNA polymerase II-specific; RNA polymerase II cis-regulatory region sequence-specific DNA binding
Source: RefSeq, a predicted model, not a curated record
AUGAACCCUCCUCACGGCUUCCACGAUAGCCCCCACGACCAGUAUGGCUAUGGCUUUCCGGCCGGGAACUAUGAGGUCCUAUGGCCCGAACCCGAGGAUCCAAACGCGGCCUACUCCAACGCCUUCUGCGACCCAAACCACGUUGCCUAUCCGGCCACGAUGAUCCCGCUAUCUACAAUCCAACCGGCCGAUAAACUCCCUCCCAAUGGUGUCUUUCAAGUCCCUGGCUCGGGCCCCAAUAGCCAAAUACACUAUACCUUUCGCACACCUCCUCAACCCCAAGCUCGAGCGACGCCAAGUUUGUCUUUCCAAAGCCAAAGCCAAGUUCAGGUCCAAGUCCAAGAACAUACCUCCGUCAGGAGACUUGCUCGGCCGGGCACGUACAUACCUUCCCCUUCGACCAAACGUCAAAAGGUCAACCACCCCCACCCCAGCGCCAACGAGCAUGCCGAUGGUGCGGCAACCGCCCUGGAGAGAUGCUACUCCCAGACCGGAUCACAGAGCACUUGCUGCAGCAGUUGCCCCGAAGGUGUCCCUUGCGCGGAACCUGACUGCCAGCUGGACGUCGCAACAGCUUGUACUGAUUGCGACGGCGGAAUUCCUCGGUGCAACGAGUUAAACUGUUUCGACGCUGCCUUCGAGGACCAGCAGUUAUCCGUAGACCACUUCGAACAAGAAGAGGCGCGGUUGUCCGCCUGGGACAACACUGCUUGGACGUCUCAGACAUCCCGAACCUCAUCCCAGCCUUUCACCGAUUCCAUGGUAGACUCUUCGCUCAUGAGGUUCGACGAGUUCGAUUUCCAAGACUCGAUGUCCCCCUCUCUUCCUCCGACUCCUAAUGUCCCAAGCUAUCCCGAGACAUUCCCUUCAGGACCAAUUGGGGAACUUUCUGGUACCGGGGCCCUCUUCACGUCUCCCGAUGGCUGGUCCCCCAAGCCAGAAUUCGGCGCGGCGUCUAUCGACCACUUCUCCUGCCAUUGUUGCAAAUGGAAGGAUGAAAACGGUGAUGUCUGCGGCCAAGUUCGCGAGAAUGAGGCCAGCCUUCAGAUGCACAUCGUAAAGGAGCAUCUCGUUGACUUGGAUAAAAGUUCCAACUACAGGUGUCAAUGGGAAGACUGCGGUCGCCUGGCGAAAAGGGGAGAGGAAAAAUCAGGGUUUUCGCAAAGGGGGAAACUCGAGCGGCAUCUAGCUACUCAUACAGGCUACAAAUGUGCCAAGUGCAAAAUCUGCGGCAAGGAGUUCUCCGCUCAACAAUCAUUGACGCAGCACAUGAAUCUGCAUGAGAAGAUCAAACCAUGGAAAUGCAAGUAUUGUAACAAGGCUUUUCCGCAACAAAGCGCCUGCACUAUCCACGAGCGAACCCACACGGGAGACAAGCCCUUGAAGUGCGAGGAGUGCGGCAAGCAAUUCUCCGAGUCUUCGAAUCUAUCGAAGCAUCGCAAAACCCACGGCGAGAAGGGCAUGCAUUGUUGCCAGUACUUUGGGUGCACAAAAUCCUUUCACAGAUUGGAUCAGUUGAGGAGACAUCAUGCUGUGCAUUCCAAGGAGCUCGCGAGAGCGAGCCCGGUGUCCACUGUUAAGUCAGAGGGCGAUAUGUAA